Messenger RNA from Pecten maximus, 8951 nucleotides. Its product is annotated as dynein heavy chain 8, axonemal-like. The transcript has 57 exons. Gene Ontology annotation, cellular component: dynein complex. The annotation marks the transcript as partial. Gene Ontology annotation, biological process: microtubule-based movement. NCBI's taxonomy places the organism in Eukaryota, Metazoa, Mollusca, Bivalvia, Pectinida, Pectinidae. The record is from RefSeq and is a predicted model, not a curated record. Gene Ontology annotation, molecular function: ATP binding; minus-end-directed microtubule motor activity; dynein light intermediate chain binding.
AUAUUUCAGCUGCAGAUGUUGACGAUGGACGCUGGAUUUCGAAAUAAGAGAUAGGCACAACACUUGAAGAUGUCGGGAUUUUUGGAUUCCCCAGGACAUGCUGGGUUCGAGAGGAGGUCCAGCUUCAAUGUUGGGGCUCCGAGUGCUCAGGGUACCAGGGGAAGAAGGAGAAGUACAAUGGGAAGUGUUUUAAUGAAUACAGAAUCAAUCAAAGAGAGACAGCAAAAGGCUCGAGACCUGAGGGAAGUGAGGCGGUCAAGAUUGCAACCUACCCACAAAUAUGUGUUAACAAUAGUGUCCAAUCACCUGAAGCUCGACCACACAGUGGUAGAGGAUUUUGUCUUGGAUUCUGAGAGAAACCUGCAGGUGUUUGACCUGUUCCUUCAAAAGGGUGGAAGCAGAAGUUUGAAGUUUUACUAUCAAGACAGUGCAACACCAGGCUUGGAAGAGUGUGGAAGGAUUGUCCAAGGUACACCUAAAGGCACUGUGGUACCUCGGAUUUUAGUGACAAGUGGCACAGGAAAUGCCCUGCAUGGCCAAUGUGUGUACUUUCUGCGUACCAAGACCGAGUUGAUCCUUAACCCAAACAAUAUAAGCGAGGAGGUAACGUUUGGAGUGCUAGAUGUGUCGCAAGAACCAGGUGUGUUGUCUGCGUUUGAGAAUAUCAUGUCUAGCAUCUUCCAGCCAUCCAUGAGGCACCUAGAGAACUGGGGAGACUUACUGACCACACCUCAGGGAAGGAAGUCCAAGAAACAAUUUCUCGACAAUUUUGAAAACUUUUUACAAUACCUUAGAAGUGCCCAGGCCAAUGCUGGGGAGGGUGUACACCUAAUCAAGUGUACCAGUGACAAGAUUAACCUGUCGGAGAUCUCCACUAUCAAUCACUGUAUCGACGUGGCAGCCAACCCGGAUGUGGUCAGUGACAUGGAGGAGCUGGCUAUGGCCUGGUGUAAACAGAUAGAACAGAUUUUAGCAGAGAGUGAUCAGAUGAGAAAGGAGGCUGACGACACAGGUCCCUUGGCAGAGCUUGACCACUGGAGACAGCUAAUGGCAAGGUUUAACGCUCUCUUGGAACAGAUCAAGAGCAACAAAUGUCGUAUGGUCAUCAACAUCAUCAACAUUGCAAGGUCCAAGGUUCUAAAGAAAUGGAAAGAGUUGGACAAGAAGAUUACUGACAAUGCUAAUGAAGCCAAAGACAAUGUAAAGUUCCUGUACACGCUGGAGAAGUACUGUGAGCCACUCUACAGAUGUGAUCCGGUGACUAAUCAGAUGGUGACCGCCUGUAAGAACUACAUCACAGACGAGGGUGUAACUCGGAUCUGGGACCAGCCCAGACAACCUCUUAUAGAGAAGCUACAGAACUGUGUCUCCCUCUACAAGAACUACCAGGCCAUCUUCCAACGCACCAAGAAAAAGAUUGAGGCUACACCUGGAGAGAAACCAUUUGAGUUUUCAGAGAUGUACAUUUUCGGGAAGUUUGAGACCUUCUGCAAACGUUUGGACAAGAUUAUCACCUUGAUGAACUCCAUCCAGGCAUUUUCAGCUUUGUCUGAGUCAAAGAUUGAGGGCAUUGAGUCUUACUCGUCCAGAUUUCUUCAGAUUUAUUCUAGCCUGAAGAAAAAGCCAUAUGACAUCCUGGAUCAUCGAAAACUGGACUUUGACAAUGAUUUUGAUGACUUCAAAAGACAGCUUGGCGAUCUAGAGUCUGGAAUCCAAGUUUUCAUGGAAGGAUCAUUCUCUAAGAUGACCUCUGCCACCCAGGCUCUCACCCUCCUUUCAAGAUUUGAGACUCUCAACUUACCAAGACUGAAAAUAGAGGAAAAAUAUGCAACCAUUAUGGUGCAGUAUGGAGGAGAAAUUGAGGAAAUAAGAAAGCUGUAUAUGAAGUAUAAAGAGGAUCCACCCAUCCCGAGGAACAUGCCUCCAGUGUCGGGCAAGAUCACCUGGGCCAGACAGCUGUCACAGCGGAUACAGGAUCCCAUGGACAUCUUUGCAAUGCGGGCAAGCUGUUUGAAGACAGAAGAUGCAAAGCGAAUUAUUCGUAACUACAACAGGAUGAUGCGAGUACUCCUGGAGUAUGAGAUGCUGUACCAUGAUGCCUGGAAAAAGUCUGUAGCUGUGGCUACCAAUUUCCUACAAGCCCCUGUGCUAGUGAGACAUCCCACAAAGCAAGGAUUACUGCUGGUGAACUUUGACCCCUACAUAUUUGAGGUGAUAAAGGAGGCGGAGUACAUGAUGAAGCUGGACUUGGAGAUCCCAGAGGCAGCCACAGUACUAGUCCACUCCAGGGAUAACCUCAAGGCCCACAACAACAAACUCCAGAUGCUGCUUGAUGAAAACAAUAGCCUGAGAGCAGAUAUUCCACCCAUAUUUUUUAAUCUGCUGAGGCCUUCAUUGAGGAAGGUGGAUGUGGCAAUACGACCAGGGCUAGUGAAUCACACCUGGACAUCUCUCAGUCUGCCAGUUUACUUCGAUAUUGUGUCAAAUGCCCUGAACGAACUGGGAAUAGUUGUCAAACAGGUAAAUGACAUCAAAGUAACAAGGAUCGACAGCAUGCUUAAAGAGAUCAGUGAAACAUUACUUUGCGACCUGCCAGAGCGUGCACCAUGGACCGUCAGUCAGUUCCUCAAAAAGAUGGAGGGUUAUUGCAAAGACAUGGGACAAGAGAUCAACAAGAUGAGUCACGUGAUUGAGGAUGCAGUGGCUGAACUGAUCAGGAUCUUUUUACACAGAGCCCAGAUGGGACAGAGUGUUAUAGAUGUGGAGCCAAGUGCUGAAGCUGGCAUGGAUGUUAUGACUAUCUUUAUCGCCAAUGAAGAAAGUUGUGAUGGUCAGAGUGUGGAUGACAGUGUCAGUGACAUGUCGGACGAGCAGAACAUUCGAGAGGCUUGUGAUGAGCUGAAGGAAUCCUUUAACCAUAGACUUGUGGAGGCGUUGCUCAAAGCCACACGACACUCUCUUGAUGUGAUGAGACGUCGCUUCUUCUCUGGAGGCAGAAGGCAUGGUAUGAUGCAUUUUGAUGAAAGUGUUGGAGGUUUGAGCAGUGGUAGCAGACAAGUUCCAUUCUUCACUGCAAACAUCACUUUGUCCAUCCCUCAUGUGGUGAUGCAGCCCGGACUGGAGGAUAUACAGCACGCUCUCAACAAAGCCACACAGAUGGUAGUGGACAUCAGUAAGGAUGUGUACCAAUGGGGACAGGACCGCUCACGACAGUUCACAACAGAACACAAAGAAACCAACUCUUUUCACCCUCAUGAUCCAUUGGCUCAUAUGACAAAACUUCUGCCUCCCAUACCACUAAAGAACUACCACAAGAGUAUUGCAGACAACAAGGAUGUGUCAAAGUAUGUGAUGAUGAUGUCAUCCGCACUCAGUACACUGAAGGCAGACAUCAUGGAGGCCCUACAGAGAUACUCAGACUACGCCUUUCUAUGGGAGAAGGAUCGAGAGGAGGCUGUAACGGAGUUUGUAGCAGAAGAUCCCAUUUUGUCAGAGUACAAGGCAAAAGUUGCUAUGUUCAAGAAACUAGAAGACAACAUUGAAGACAUCCACACUUCAGAACAAGUGGGCGCUAUUGAACUCUUUACAGAACCUCUGAAGCUGGCCCUGAGGGUGGAAAUCAAGGCCUGGAAGCUUCUGUUUGGAAAAGAACUCAACAGAAAAUACCGAAGUAAAAUGGAAGAAGUCAUCAACUUCAUAGAUGACUACAGCAAACGUCUGGCUCGUCCAAUCAGAGACCUAGAAGAUGUGAGGGAGGCAAUGGCUGCCCUUACCGACAUCAGAGAAAAUACCAUACAGAUAGACAUGACAUUAGGCCCUGUGGAGGAAUCCUAUGCUAUGCUGCAUGAUUUUGAGGUGACCAUUCCCAAGGAGGAGACUGAUAAAGUGGACUCUGUCAGAUAUUCCUUCCACAAGCUCAUUGCCAGCUCAAAUCAAAUUCAAGAUGAGCUUGUCAGUGUUCAGCCCGGCUUCAAGAGUGAGUUACUGGUGUCGGUGGAGGUAUUCCAUAAAGACGUUUCUGAUUUCGGACUCAACUACGACACUGAUGGUCCCAUGUGUGAGGGCAUCACUCCAACUGAAGCUAAUGACAGACUGCAGGCUUUCCAGAGUCAGUUUGAUGAGCUGUACAACAAGUAUGGUAUCUACAGUGCUGGAGAGCAGCUGUUUGGACUGACUGUGACAGAGUACCCCAGUCUGAUGAGGAUCCGUAAGGAGCUUGGCCUGCUCCAGAAACUGUACGGCCUCUACAGCACUGUGAUGACUGUAAUCAAUGGUUACUUUGACAUUCUGUGGACAGAAGUGGACAUUGAAAAGAUCAAUGGAGAACUGAGCGAUCUGCAGAACAGAUGUCGUCGACUGCCUAAAGCACUGAAGGAAUGGCAGGCAUUUCUGGAGCUGAAGAAAAAGAUUGAUGACUUCAGUGAGUCUUGUCCAUUGCUAGAACUCAUGUCCAAUAAGGCAAUGAAGGAGCGUCAUUGGGACCGUAUCGCCAAGUUAACUGGGCACACAUUUGAUUUUGACUCAGAAAAUUUCACACUCAGGGACAUCAUGAAGGCACCCCUUCUCAAAUACAAGGAAGAUAUUGAGGAUGUGUGUAUAUCUGCUGUAAAAGAAAAGGACAUAGAAGCUAAACUGGCUGUUGUUAUUGCUGACUGGAACGGGCGAAUACUGAGCUUCUCUAACUUCAAGGCUCGUGGGGAACUACUGCUGAAAGGUGGUGAGACUUCCGAGAUCAUUGCUAUGCUGGAGGACAGCCUCAUGGUUCUCAGCUCUCUCCUAAGUAACAGGUACAAUGCCCCUUUUAAGAAGACUAUACAGGAGUGGGUGGCCAAGCUGUCCAAUACUAAUGACAUCCUGGAAAACUGGCUCAUUGUACAGAACCUUUGGGUCUACUUGGAGGCUGUGUUUGUGGGCGGAGACAUUGCCAAACAGCUUCCACAGGAAGCCAAGCGAUUCCAGAACAUUGAUAAGUCUUGGGUGAAGAUCAUGUUACGUGCCCAUGAGGUCACCAAUGUGGUGCAGUGCUGUGUAGGGGACGAGACCCUGGGGCAGCUAUUACCUCAUCUACUGGAACAGUUAGAACUCUGUCAGAAAUCUCUCACUGGGUAUUUGGAGAAAAAAAGACUGGUGUUCCCAAGAUUUUUCUUUAUUUCUGACCCAGCCUUGCUGGAAAUCCUUGGACAGGCCAGUGAUUCCCACACAAUCCAGGCUCAUUUGCUGGGAAUAUUUGAAAAUGUGAAUGAGGUCGAGUUCCACGAAAAGGAUUAUGACAGAAUGAUGGCUGUCGUCUCCAGAGAAGGAGAAAAGAUUAUGUUGGAGACGGAGAUCAAUGCCAAGGGUAAUGUGGAGAUGUGGCUUGGAGAACUACUGUAUCAACAACAGAGAUCACUACACGGCGUCAUCAGGGACGCAUUCCGCAACAUCAACACACCUGAGUUCGAGCUACUGGGAUUCCUUGCCAACUUUCCUGCUCAGGUUGGUUUACUAGGCAUCCAGAUGAUAUGGACUAGAGAUGCCGAGAUUGCGCUGCAGCAUGCUCGCAGUGACAAGAAAAUUAUGCAAACGACCAACCAACGCUUCCUGGAUAUGCUCAACAAGCUGAUAGAACAGACAACUCAUGACCUCACUAAGGUGGAAAGAGUCAAGUACGAGACACUUGUCACAAUCCACGUUCACCAGCGUGACAUAUUUGAUGACUUGACAAGGAUGCACAUUAAGUCAGUAACAGACUUUGAGUGGUUGAAGCAGGCCAGGUUUUACUUCAAGGAGGACACAGACCAAUGUAUAGUCCAAAUCACAGAUGUAGACUUUAUCUACCAGAAUGAGUUCCUUGGCUGUACAGACCGACUUGUCAUCACCCCACUCACUGAUAGGUGUUACAUCACACUGGCUCAGGCUUUGGGAAUGUCUAUGGGUGGAGCACCUGCUGGGCCUGCUGGAACAGGGAAAACAGAAACCACUAAAGACAUGGGCAAGGCUCUUGGCAAAUACGUUGUCGUCUUCAACUGUUCGGAUCAGAUGGACUUUAGAGGUCUUGGCCGAAUCUACAAAGGACUUGCCCAGUCUGGAUCAUGGGGAUGUUUUGAUGAGUUCAACAGAAUUGAGUUGCCUGUAUUGUCUGUAGCUGCACAGCAGAUCUACAUAGUUCUGGUCGCCAAAAAGGAGAGAAAGAAGGAGUUCAUUUUCACUGAUGGAGACAAUGUUGAUCUGAACCCAGAAUUUGGUCUCUUCAUCACCAUGAACCCUGGGUAUGCCGGUCGUCAGGAGCUGCCUGAGAAUCUGAAGGUCCAGUUCAGGACAGUAGCUAUGAUGGUUCCUGACCGUCAGAUCAUCAUGAGGGUCAAGUUGGCCAGUUGUGGUUUCCAGGAAAAUAUCAUCCUGGCCCAGAAAUUCUACACCCUGUACAAGUUGUGUGAGGAGCAGCUUUCCAAACAGGUGCAUUAUGAUUUUGGUUUGAGGAACAUCCUGUCUGUGUUGAGAACACUCGGAGCCAAUAAGAGAGCUCGUCCCAAUGACACUGAGAGCACUAUCGUGAUGAGAGUGUUGAGAGACAUGAAUCUCUCCAAACUGGUCGAUGAAGAUGAGCCGCUGUUCAUGAGUCUGAUUGCUGACUUGUUCCCGGGAAUCACCCUCGACAGUGCCACAUACGCCGAACUACAGGUUGCUAUUGGCAACCAGGUGGAUAACGCUGGUCUCAUCAACCAUCCUCCCUGGAAUCUGAAACUUGUCCAGUUGUUUGAAACCCAACGUGUCCGUCAUGGUAUGAUGACACUGGGACCAAGUGGUGCAGGCAAGACGUGCUGUAUCUACGCGCUGAUGAAGAGUAUGGCGGACUGUGGUACGCCUCACAGGGAGAUGAGGAUGAACCCCAAGGCCAUCACAGCUCCCCAGAUGUUUGGACGUUUGGACGUGGCUACCAAUGAUUGGACAGAUGGUAUCUUCUCCACACUCUGGAGAAGAACACUCAAGGCAAAGAAAGGCGAGAAUGUUUGGCUGGUUCUCGACGGCCCUGUGGACGCCAUCUGGAUUGAGAACUUGAAUUCUGUAUUGGAUGAUAACAAGACAUUGACCCUAGCUAACGGAGAUCGUAUACCAAUGUCCCCAGCUUGUAAGAUUGUAUUUGAGGUGCACAACAUUGACAAUGCGUCUCCCGCCACUGUCUCCAGAAACGGCAUGGUGUACAUGAGCUCCUCUGCUCUUGACUGGAGACCUAUUCUCCAGGGUUGGCUGAAGACACGGACGCCACAGGAGAGUGAAGUCUUGAUGAAUCUGUUUGACAAUAUCUUUGAUGAUUUAUACAACUAUGUCACUAAUAGUCUGGUCAAGAAGAUGGAUGUUCUACAGUGCAAUCAGAUCAAACAGGCGUGUGAUCUACUGGAAGGUCUGAUCCCCAAGCGAGAUGACAAGAGUGGUCUGCCUGCCUCCCAGCUGGAGAAACUGUUCAUUUUCUGUCUCAUGUGGAGUUUGGGUGCCUUGCUGGAACUGGACGGCCGGGCUAAGAUGGAAGAGUUCAUCACAAACCAUGAGUGUUCCUUGAACCUGCCACCUGUUCAGGAGGAGGAAACCAUCUUUGAGUAUGUCAUGGAUGACAAAGGUGAAUGGGAGCACUGGUCUAAGAGAGUCGAGGAAUAUAUCUACCCAUCCGACUCUGUACCAGAAUUUUCGUCCAUCCUUGUACCAAAUGUGGACAAUGUCCGUUCUAACUUCCUUAUUGACACCAUUUCUAAACAACACAAGGCUGUACUACUGAUAGGAGAACAGGGAACAGCUAAAACUGUGAUGAUCAAAGGCUACAUGGCUAAGUACGACCCUGAUCUCCACCUCGGCAAGAGUUUCAACUUUUCCUCUGCCUCCACACCGAUGAUGUUCCAGAGAACAGUGGAGAGCUAUGUAGACAAGAGGAUGGGAAGUACUUAUGGCCCACCAGGAGGCAGGCAUAUGACCGUGUUUGUGGAUGACAUCAACAUGCCUAUCAUCAAUGAAUGGGGAGAUCAGAUAACCAAUGAGAUCACACGUCAGAUGAUGGAGAUGCAUGGUAUGUACAGCUUGGACAAGCCUGGCGAUUUUAUAUCCAUCGUCGACCUCCAAUUUGUGGCUGCCAUGAUCCACCCUGGUGGUGGACGUAAUGACAUCCCUCAGCGUCUCAAACGACAGUUCUCCAUCUUCAACUGCACACUCCCCUCAAACAAUUCCAUAGACAAGAUCUUUGGCAUCAUAGGGUGUGGCUAUUUCUGUCCAGAGAGAUUUCAGACUGAAGUGUGUACACUGACUAAAGAACUGGUACCAGCCACUCGUAUACUGUGGCAAAUGACAAAGAUAAAGAUGUUACCAACCCCUGCCAAAUUUCACUACAUCUUUAACCUGAGAGAUUUGUCGAGGAUCUGGCAGGGCAUGCUGACCAUCCAAGGGGAUGAGUGUCAAAAUCAGGCCACUCUUCUAGCUCUGUGGAAACACGAGUGUACCAGGGUCAUCGCAGACAGGUUCACCAACCAUGAGGAUAAGUUGUGGUUUGAAAAUGCCUCGGUGAAUGUAAUGAAAAACCACCUGGGGGAGGAGUAUGCUACUUUGUGUCCAAAUGAACCGUACUUUGUAGACUUUCUGAGAGAACCCCCAGAGCCGACAGGGGAAGAGGCAGAUGAUGCUGUCCUUGAUGCUCCCAAGAUAUACGAGGCAAUUCCUGACUAUAAUUUCCUGAAUGAGAAGCUACUAGGCUACAUGUCACAGUACAAUGAAAUGGUGAGGGGUGCUCACAUGGAUCUCGUCUUUUUCAAGGAUGCCAUGGUCCAUCUCAUCAAGAUUUCAAGAAUCAUCCGUACCCCUCGAGGAGCAGCCCUGUUGGUGGGAGUUGGAGGUUCGGGUAAACAGUCUCUUACUCGCCUGGCUUCCUUCAUUGCUGGCUACAAAAUAUUCCAGAUCACUCUCACAAGGUAUACAAAACAAAAUCCAUCUCC